CUCGUGGCGUGCGUUUCGCAGGGAGCGGCGAAAUAUUAUAUAUAUAUGUGUAUUGGAAUUAUCGAGAGUGAAACGAAAACACCGUUGACAAUUAUCACUUGAAGAAAUUACAGUGCAAUCAAUCGUACUUUGUCCCUUAUAUUUUUUUCUGUUUAUUGUUUUUUUUUUUUGCAUUUUCUGCUGCUGUUUUGAGAUGAAAGACGGCAGCAGCAGUCAUGGUAAUCGUGAGUGAGACAAAGGAAAGUGGCAGGCAGUCGCGUUCAGUUUGAAGCCGCCAUACCACAAAAAAGAAAAAAAAAUAUAAAUAAAUAAAUAAUCCGCAAAAAUAACGGCAGCAACAACAACUGUAUAACAGCAGCUACUGGAACCCGAGCAGCGGUCACAAUACUAAUAAAAAACCGGAGUUCUGUUCAUAUUUCUGUCAAAAUAUGGGCCAAGAGAUAUCGCAACAGCAAAAUCAGCAACACCAACAACACCACCAGCAGCACCAACAACAACAACAACCGCCCCAUCACAAACGACAACCACAGCGAAAAAGCUUCAGCGGCAUUAGCACCACCAAUCAGCCGAUCUACACGCCCGCCAGCCACCUAUCCACCAGCUCCUCCAGCACCUCCACCACCACCACCACAAACAACAAUAGCAAUAAUAAUAAUAACAAUAAUACUAAUAGUAACAACAAUCAGAACUACCGAUUGCGACACAAGUACAAUCUGAGCAAACAAACGUACGAGAGGAGCAAAAUACCAGCGAGUGGAGCGAGUACCAGUCAAUCGGAUACGGAUUCGCACUACGCCAAGUUGAAUCUGCAGAGGAGCAGUUCGCAGAGUUCGGACAGUGGGAUUUAUAACUCGUCGUGCCACUGCAGUUCCAUAUCCUCGAUAUCGGCCGUUAGCAGUAGUGCCAGCAGCAGUCGCAGCAGCAGUAGCUCCAGUAGAGGCUGUCCCAGUUCACUGGUUUCGAGCAAAUCGAAUCGAUCGCUGGACAAGCAGAAGCACUACCUGAGCCACCACCUGUACAUCAAGUCCUAUCUGGAUAUCUUGGAGGAGGACGAGCGGGCACGGGCGCAUUUCAAAUCCGCUCGUCCAGGAGGCAUUCGCAACUAUACACCCAAGAUCUUGGCCAGCGGGGAAUCGAGUAUUUCGGGGCAUUGCAGCAGCAACACGAACACCGGCACAUCGACAGCGUUAUCCUCGAGUGCUCCGGCUCAUUGUUACGGUCCGGGAAAGCGGACCACAUCCGGAGGAGGAUCAGGAUCAGGAUCAGGAGUAGGAGUAGGAGCAACCGGACAACCGGGCAAACACUGUCAGGAGGAUCCCGUCGAUCCCGAGAACAAGGUCCAGGAGCCAACCGUCAUACGUCGUCAGUAUGAUUUCGUGGUGAUCGGUGGCGGAUCCGCUGGCGCCGUGGUGGCCAAUCGACUGAGUGAGGUGCGCAACUGGACGGUGCUGCUCCUGGAGGCCGGCGGCGAUGAAACGGAGAUCUCGGACGUGCCAGCUCUGGCCGGAUAUCUGCAGCUAACGGAGUUGGAUUGGAAGUACCAGACAACGCCGUCGUCCACCCGCCAGUAUUGUCAGGCGAUGAAGGGCGAUCGCUGCUUUUGGCCGAGGGGCAAAGUGCUGGGCGGAAGUUCUGUCCUCAAUGCGAUGGUCUAUGUACGCGGCUCCAAGAACGACUACAAUCAUUGGGCCUCGUUGGGUAAUCCGGGCUGGGACUACGACAGCAUGCUGAAGUACUUCCUCAAAUCGGAGGACGUUCGCAAUCCGUACUUGGCCAAGACGCCAUACCACGAAACUGGUGGAUAUCUGACCGUUCAGGAGGCCCCAUGGCGAACUCCCCUCUCGAUCGCCUUCCUGCAGGCGGGCAUGGAGAUGGGCUACGAGAAUCGGGACAUAAACGGUGCCCAGCAGACGGGAUUCAUGCUCACCCAGAGCACAAUACGUCGCGGUGCCCGUUGUUCCACUGGCAAGGCAUUCAUACGACCCGUGCGCCAGCGCCAGAACUUCGAUGUCCUGCUCCAUGCGGAGGCCACCAAGAUCCUGUUCGACAAGCAGAAGCGGGCCAUUGGUGUGGAGUACACGAGGGGCGGUCGCAAGAAUCUGGUGUUCGUGAAAAGGGAGGUGAUAGCGAGUGCCGGUGCCCUCAAUACCCCAAAGUUACUAAUGCUUUCUGGCGUUGGGCCAGCGGAGCAUCUGCAGGAGCACAAUAUACCGGUGAUAUCCGACCUGCCAGUGGGCAACAAUAUGCAGGAUCAUGUCGGUCUGGGCGGCCUCACCUUUGUGGUGGAUGCUCCACUGACCGUCACCCGCAAUCGCUUCCAGACCAUCCCCGUGUCCAUGGAAUACAUACUGAGGGAACGGGGUCCCAUGACUUUUUCGGGAGUGGAGGGUGUGGCCUUUCUCAACACCAAAUACCAAGAUCCCGCCGUCGAUUGGCCCGAUGUGCAAUUCCAUUUCUGCCCCAGUUCGAUAAACUCCGAUGGCGGCGAGCAGAUACGCAAGAUAUUGAAUCUGCGAGAUGGCUUCUACAAUACAGUAUACAAACCGCUGCAGCACAGUGAAACCUGGUCGAUAUUGCCACUGUUGCUGAGGCCCAAGAGCACCGGAUGGGUGCGUCUGAACUCGAGGAAUCCGCAGCACCAGCCGAAGAUCAUACCGAACUACUUUGCCCACCAGGAGGACAUCGAUGUGCUGGUCGAGGGCAUUAAGUUGGCCAUCAAUGUCUCGAAUACCCAGGCCUUCCAGCGAUUUGGCUCCAGGCUGCACAACAUUCCACUUCCGGGAUGCAGGCAUUUGCCGUUUCAGUCGAACGAAUACUGGGCCUGUUGCAUCAAGGAGUUCACAUUCACAAUCUAUCAUCCGGCUGGAACGUGUCGCAUGGGUCCCAGUUGGGAUGUCACCGCCGUGGUCGAUCCCAGACUAAGGGUCUACGGGGUGUCCGGAGUUCGGGUGGUGGACGCCAGCAUUAUGCCAACGAUUGUCAAUGGGAAUCCCAAUGCACCGGUUAUCGCCAUCGGCGAAAAGGCCUCCGAUUUGAUCAAAGAAGAUUGGGGCGCCAGGCGGGCGAACACUUCAUCUUAGUUUAGGCACUCUAUUGCUAAUUUAUGUUUCAACUAGUCAAAUGUGGAUUAACAGAUGUAAUAUUAUCGCUAUGUGUUUUCGUUUUAUCGAUUUCCUCGUUUCAUUCGCCGCUAAAUUUAUGAUUAGUUAUUCUGUUAAGUUAAGUGUACGAAUUCCCACAUAAAGGUUUUUUUUUUUGUUAUUUUAUCA
Messenger RNA from Drosophila rhopaloa, 3269 nucleotides. Its product is annotated as glucose dehydrogenase [FAD, quinone]. The record is from RefSeq and is a predicted model, not a curated record. NCBI's taxonomy places the organism in Eukaryota, Metazoa, Arthropoda, Insecta, Diptera, Drosophilidae. The coding region runs from base 429 to 3080 and encodes 883 amino acids. The transcript has 4 exons. Gene Ontology annotation, molecular function: oxidoreductase activity, acting on CH-OH group of donors; flavin adenine dinucleotide binding.